Sebastes umbrosus (honeycomb rockfish) is the source of this 2067-nucleotide messenger RNA. It is a transcript of the gene gnb5b, whose product is annotated as guanine nucleotide binding protein (G protein), beta 5b. The coding region runs from base 299 to 1486 and encodes 395 amino acids. The transcript has 13 exons. NCBI's taxonomy places the organism in Eukaryota, Metazoa, Chordata, Actinopteri, Perciformes, Sebastidae. The record is from RefSeq and is a predicted model, not a curated record. Gene Ontology annotation, biological process: G protein-coupled receptor signaling pathway; G protein-coupled dopamine receptor signaling pathway. Gene Ontology annotation, cellular component: cytoplasm; heterotrimeric G-protein complex. Gene Ontology annotation, molecular function: protein binding; signaling receptor complex adaptor activity.
AUGUAAUGUGAUGUUGCAUCAUACAGUUUAAGGGAUUUCUAAAUAUUAAAUCUAUAAUGUGGUCUGGAUUAGGCUGUAAAUGUAACUUUUCCAGGCCUUGUCGGUAUAAUGCUGCAGGAACGUAUAUGGAGCAGAGAGGAGUCACAGCUUAAACUCUUUGCUAAGAAGAUUACUGUUCCCUCACUGACAAUCCUCUUCACUGGAAAAACUCAACUUACUUCUCCAGAGACAAAUACCUGCUGUACAGAGCGGGAGAAAACAUCUUCUUGUGAGGGCGUGUUGGUGAUCAUCUGCAGCCAUGUGUGACCAGACGUUCGUGGCGGCCACUUUUGGCCCCUGCGACAGCUGUUCGAAAGCCAGUCCUCUUAUGAACAUCUACAUUAAGAGCGAGGCCAUCAACUACUGCUCCUUCUGUGUGGAACUGAUGGCUUGUCAGGGGCUCACAGCAGGGGAAUCCGUGGCGAGCCUGAAGAGAGAGAGCGACAAUCUGAAGAAGAAGCUGGAGGAGGAGAGAGGGAAGCUCAACGACAUAGAGUUGAACCAGGUGGCUGAGAAGAUUGAGGUGUUGGGUGCUCUCUCCAUAAAGACCAGACGUGUGCUGAAGGGUCAUAGCAACAAGGUGCUGUGUAUGGACUGGUGCAAAGACAAACGUCGUCUAGUCAGCUCUUCACAGGAUGGCAAAGUGAUUGUCUGGGAUGCAUUCACUCUUAAUAAGGAACAUGGGGUAACCCUGCCGUGUACAUGGGUUAUGGCGUGUGCUUAUGCCCCCUCAGGUUGUGCUGUGGCAUGUGGCGGAUUGGAUAACAAGUGCUCAGUGUUCCCGCUGUCACUGGACAAAAACGAGAACUUGGCUGCAAAGAAGAAGUCUGUUGCCAUGCACACCAACUAUGUAUCAGGAUGCACCUUCACCAGCUCUGACAUGCAGAUCCUGACCUCCAGCGGUGAUGGCACAUGUGCCUUGUGGGAUGUGGAGAGCGGGCAGCUGCUUCAGAGUUUCCAUGGUCACACAGCUGAUGUCUUGUCCCUGGACCUCGCCCCAUCUGAAACUGGAAACACAUUUGUCUCUGGGGGCUGUGAUAAGAAGGCCAACGUGUGGGACAUGCGCUCUGGACAGAACGUUCAGUCUUUUGAGAGCCAUGAGUCCGACAUCAACUGUGUAAAGUACUACCCCAGUGGAGAUGCAUUUGCUUCUGCUUCAGACGAUUCCACAUGCCGAUUCUAUGAUCUGCGAGCUGACCGUGAGGUAGCCGUCUACCAGAAGGACAGCAUCAUAUUUGGUGCUUCCACUGUGGACUUCUCUCUGAGUGGUCGCCUGCUUUUCGCUGGGUAUAAUGACUACACCAUCAAUGCGUGGGACGUUUUGAAGGGAACUCGUGUCUCUGUCCUGUUUGGCCAUGAGAACCGCGUCAGCAGAGUCAGAGUGUCACCUGAUGGCACAGCGCUCUGCUCGGCCUCCUGGGACAACACCUUACGGAUUUGGUCCUAGAGCUGAUAUCACAGUUGUGAUCCAGUGACGACAGCACCAGCAUUAUGCGACUGCCAAGACUGCAAGUCCCUGUCUGAAACCGACACUACUGUGUGUACAUACAAAUCUUCAGUGUGACAAACACACAGAAGCAAAACAAAAUAAAUAAAAAAUCCCUUCUGAAUGAGAAUAUAUCAUUGAGUCAUAACUGUAGGGUUGGUAUUCAUUGAAGCGACAGUUUCGAUUCGUAAUCUUUGUUAUUGUUAGCUUGAUGACUGUUUGUAUAAUUAUGUAAGUGAUAAUGCUAAUGCAGUGGGAAAUAACUGAGUGUAAAGAGCCACAUGUGUCUGUUCUGCCAUGUAGACCUACAGAUAUAUCUUGUAAAUUAUGUACAUCAGUUCACUGUUACCUGUCCUGUGAGAAAUAUACUGUAGGUGUACACACUGUAAUUGCUGUUACAGCGGCACUCUGCCAUAGAUAUAGUCAUGAUUAUCCAAAGGAAGAUAACUUUAAUGUAGCACAGAUUUUUCUUAUUUUAAUAUACAUAAACCUCAACAGCUUAGAUUAAUUUCUUGUGAGAAAAAUAAAGCAGAUUUUAAGUA